UCGGACACCGUACAGUAUCGAUCCGACGGAUUGUAGACACGAUCAUCCUUGAUGUCUGUGCGCAGAAGUCGCAUUUACGACACAGGACUAUUAGUGAGAAAAACAACCUGCAUCUUUAUUUUAUAAUCACUUGCUUACGUGAACGCAUGGGUCCGUGGGACAUCAACCGCAACUGGUGACGUCACCUGAUAGAGAUAAACCACCAACUACGUUGAUUACAACGCAAGCCUGAGAUUUAUCAAUAAGCUUUUUGUGAACUAAUUGCUGUUUUUCUCCCACCCGAUCAAUACAGAAUGGAUCACGCAUAUAUAAAUGGUAACCUGAAUGCUGGUAUGGGGGAUGAGUUCAUGGUGGCCGCAGAUCUGACUCUGUACGGAAACCCGCUCAGAUGUCUCACCAGCCGGAAGAAGAAGCCAGAACCGAAACCGGAGCAGGCGAAGGAACAGAAGCCGGAAAAGAAAGCGGACCAGCCGUCCAACCAGGACAAGAAAGGCGGGGAAAAGACGACACGAGAGAAAGAGUUAAACAUGGAAAGAAAAUGUUCCAAUGAAGAAGAUUUGAUCGCUGCACUGGACAAGAUAAAUUCCGACAGCAACGAGACGAUUGCUGCGGACCUGACCAAGUACAAUAGCCCAUUGGACGACAAGAUCUGAGACUGCUGAACGUUAGUUUCGGUAGCACUAUACCAGAUAACAUCCGGUAGGGGUCAAAGUUCAAAGUGCAUCUAUUUGGUUUUUUGAUGGCGCAGAUAUUACUACGUUACCAGUCCUGCUAUUGUUGAUGAACGUAACCAGGGUUUUUAUGUCUAAAAUUUGACUUGACGACAACAGCUUUGAUUUUUGGAAUUUUAGCGUCCUUUUACAAGAACAACAAAAAAUAAUAAUUUAAAAGAAAUAAUUAAAACAUAUAAUUUUUAUUUUAUUUCCAAAAACAGCUUAAUAAAUUAAUUUUUAUUUUAAAAUAUAAUACUAUACAUAUAUGCUUUUAUUUAUUCAAAUGAAUAUUUAUUUUGCGUUAUGAAAUGUUUUGGGUAAGGGAACAAGUGUUUGCCAAAUGUUACGUAUCGUUUAAAAAAAAAAAAAUCUGCAUAUAAAUAAAGUGAUGGCAAUGUCACUGCUACAACAGGUCUGUCUAAGCCGUAAGAUAUGCAAUAAUAUACAAACGUGAUAUCUACAUACAGAUUGGGGAAUAUAUAGUCCAGAAUUGAGGGGGAAAACGACAUAGCAUUUGGGAAAUGGUGGGGAAUGAUGUCGAUUAUCGCAGUCUAGAAACACAGGUAAUAAAACCCUGGUAACAAAGUUUGUUGUUUAAGAAAAAGAAAACAAAUCUUGAAAAUAAAUGUAUGCAAUUUUAUUUCACCUAGUACCGCUAUGCUUGAAACGUGUAUGGGGUACCUAUAAAACUGAUACACAAAUAAUACUUAAAAAGCGAAGAAAGAGUGUGUGUUUUGAAAGCUUUCCGUUGUAAUGAAAAUAAGCCAUGUUAUAGGUACCAUUUUUUUCAGUUAAUAUUUCGAGGGAGGUGUUGUAGGAUUCAUAUUUAUGGGUCAUAGUUUGGUUGAUAUAUUGCAUAUAGUAAUUUUUGUCAGUUACGUUUUCAUCCCUAACAAGACCUUUAUUUUCCCUCCCCCCCCCCCCCCCCCCCAACACACCAACAAAAUAAAGACGGAUGCUGCGUUUUCAUGCUGUUUGUAAACAUGUUUUAUAUUCUGGGUUUUCAGCCCUAACAUCACUAUCAUUUGACCUCCCCCCCCCCCCCUUAAAAUAAAAACCAACAACAACAAACACAGAUCCUGAUUUACUCUCGUGAAAAUAUGUUUAAAUAUAAAGUACUAUUCGAAUAAAUACAUUUUGCUUGGCCCUUGAAAGAAAUAGAAGAUUCGUAUGUAUGAAAAUAGUUUAGUCAAAUAUCAAUAUUGAGACACUACAAAACAUUAAGAUGUCCGGAAAUGCAUUGAUUAUAGAAAUAUUCACAUUCUAAGCAAGAAAAUGUAAGUAAAAAUGUAAUUGUCAUAAUGUAAAAAUAUUGUAUUUUCCGAAAACCUACUAAAGUGACUACAAACCCAAAUCUAAUUAAAAUUAGCUCCACUAUUACUACUGGUAGACCCAGUAAAGCUAAUUAUAAUCAGAUUGUACAAACCCAGAAUAAUCCCUUUAAUGAUAAUUGUUGAAUAUGGGAUUUUAUUUGGUAUAACACAGCCAUAUUGAUAUAAAGGGUUUAAAAACACAGUAUAAAAUAUGAUCAAUUAUUGAGGCUUUUUUUUUUCUUCUUCUUCCUCUAUUUUUAAAUCGUUAACUUACACAUUACAUAAAGAGUAAGACCCCAGUUUUUACUUACAUCUUACUGUUUAGAAUAUCAAUGUUCGUACAUCCAAAGUGCUUCUGGUCAUCUGGUUUGUUUUGGGUGGGGUUUUAUUUUUCUUUCUUCUUUUUUUUUAUUUUUCCUUCUUUUUUUUUUUCUUUUUUUUUUUUUUUUGGAGGUGGGAGGUUCGAGAGGGAAGUUGCAAUUACAUUUUCGAUAAUUCUAUUAACACAGAUACUUCUGAGACAUAACCGUUAUCAAGCCAAGCUCCAAUAUAUAGAGGAUAUUUCAUGUUUUGUUUUUUUAUGUUGUCAAAUAUGAUUUACAUCUCAUCGAGUGAAAGAAAGAAAUGUUUUAUUUAACGACGCACUCAACACAUUGUAUUUACGGUUAUAUGG
Molecule: messenger RNA, 2699 nt
Organism: Gigantopelta aegis
Lineage: Eukaryota; Metazoa; Mollusca; Gastropoda; Neomphalida; Peltospiridae
Exons: 2
Coding region: 294-653 (119 amino acids)
Source: RefSeq, a predicted model, not a curated record